Phytophthora sojae is the source of this 348-nucleotide messenger RNA. RefSeq lists its product as hypothetical. Bases 1 to 348 code for a protein of 115 amino acids. The record is from RefSeq and is a predicted model, not a curated record. The transcript has a single exon. NCBI's taxonomy places the organism in Eukaryota, Oomycota, Peronosporomycetes, Peronosporales, Peronosporaceae.
AUGGCCCUCGUUAGACUCUCCCGUGUGAUUCAGUCUCCCGGCUGCUUCGGCACCGCCGUCGUCCACUUCCCAGCUCCAGCCCAAGCAGCCGAAGCGCGCCAUGGUGACGAUCAUCAUCAUCUUCUUGGCGACGCUGCCCGAGGACUGCCCACACGCUUGGACGUGAUGCCGGCGCAGAUCACGGAAUUUUUCGACUGCUGCGGCGGGCUGUGGGCCAAGGGCGCGCUGAUCGGCAAUGUCAUCUUUAGCUACGGCAGCCAGGGCGGUGGUAAUGAGACCAUAGCGUUACCUGCAGACGCCCGCUUGGACGAGAUGUUCGGUACAGGUGUACCGGCAAGUGGGCGCUGA